AUGGAAGAAAUUUGUUUGUCUAAUGAGGUAAGAACCCUAGUUUUAGUUGGACGUAGCGGAAAUGGAAAGAGUGCCACCGGAAAUAGCAUUCUUGGAAGGAAGGCCUUUACAUCAAGGGCAGGAUCCUCCACUGUAACGCGUAUUUCUGAGUUGCAGAAAAACAUCAUAAAAGAUGGAACGAUGGUUAAUGUUAUUAACACCCCAGGACUGUUUGAUGGAAGUGAUUCAGGAAGAAAGGAAAUGAUGAAAUGCAUUGAUUUGGGUAGUGAAGGAAUUCAUGCAUUUGUUGUGGUGUUCUCUGUUAGAACCCGUUUCUCAGAAGAAGAACAGACAACUUUGCGAAUUUUGCAGACUUUAUUGGGUCCCAAAAUUGUUGAGUACAUGAUUGUGGUCUUCACCGGUGGGGAUGAGUUGGAAGAUAAUGAGGAGACACUGGAUGAUUAUUUAGGUCAAGAAUGUCCUCAACCUCUUCAGGAUAUUUUGGUUCAAUGUGACAAUCGUAAAGUGCUCUUUGAUAACAAGACCAAGGAUGAAAUGAAGCAGCAAAGACAAGUUGAACAGCUUCUGAGUCUAGUGAACGUGGUUAUAUCACAGAAUCAUGGGCAACCAUAUACAAAUGAGAUAUUUGUAAAAUCACAGUAUCUUGCACAUGUUGCCAAAAGUUCAGGACUUGGUGGCAAUGCUCUUUCGUACUUUCCCAUUCAUACUGUGGCGUCCAUAACAGAAUCUACAUCAGAAAAAGAGAUAUAUCAUAUUUUGAGGGAGUUUUACUCCUCCAACAGACAUGCAAAUGAAUUUGGUCUCAAAAGCACGAAAAUGAAGGAUGGUGGUGACUCAACAAUGAAUCACCAUGAAAAUUCAUAUGAUGUCCUUGAACUCUUUUUCGCCCUCUACAUCGCAAGCUUGUUAUAG
Messenger RNA from Sphenostylis stenocarpa, 912 nucleotides. Lineage: Eukaryota; Viridiplantae; Streptophyta; Magnoliopsida; Fabales; Fabaceae. The record is from the annotation of a GenBank genome assembly.